This is a messenger RNA of Heterocephalus glaber (naked mole-rat), 958 nucleotides long. The record is from RefSeq and is a predicted model, not a curated record. NCBI's taxonomy places the organism in Eukaryota, Metazoa, Chordata, Mammalia, Rodentia, Bathyergidae.
CCUCCCCAGUCAGUUGGCUGAAAACAGUCAGCAGCAAACAUGCUGUGCUGCUUUCCCAGGCCUCCUGGUCGCAGCCUCAGGACCCCACGCAGGGAAACCACUCGGCAACAAGUGAGAGGAUGCUUCACUCGGCCCAGAAGCUUCAGGACCCUCGCCAGGAACCGUCCAACAGCCAUGGGCAGCACAGGGCAGGUCUCACCAGCCCCAGCCCCUAGAUGCCCAGAGACAAGAGAGAGCCCAGGAAAAGUGUCCCUAGGUUCAGCCACCAGACACUUGGAGCCACUGAUACCUGGACAGAUUGGAAAUCAGUCAACCGAGAGCUUGGCAGGGGUCUGCACAGUAAGCACGGUGCAGGCAGGGAUUCCUCACACUCCAGUGGAGACCCUGGGGCAGGACUUCCAGGAUAACAAGACCAGGUGCACCUUUUCUGUCUUUGACUCCUCAGUGGAGCUGAAAUCCCAGGUGCAUCCCCAGGAUGAGCUACUCCAGGACCACCUAGUGCCUCCUGAGUCCUCUGAUGAAGCGCCCCAGGUGCCAGCUCCAGCCCACGAUGAUGUCCCACCUGUAGAGCUCAUGCCAACUGCAACUGCAGCUCCCUCACCAGCUCUGACCCCACAGCAGGAGCCAGGACCUGAAACCCCUUCUCCACCAGCUGCAGAGCUGCAACUCCUGGUGGCUCUACAGCAAGUGCUAUCUCUUGAGCUCUACUUGAGGCCAACUCUUGACACAUACCAGCAAUUCCCCUCCCUUACAGAUUUAGUUAUUAUUGUAUUUAUUGUUACUCUUAUUUUCCAGAGACAGGUCAAUGAUAGAAUUAUUUAAAAUAAAAUUUAAGCUUUUAGUCUUGUUUAAAAUGAUCAACUUGCUGCAUUUUCAGUGCAUUCUCAUUCAUUUGCAAUGUUGUGCAACCUUCACCACUGUCCAGUUCCAAGACAUUUUCAAUACGCAAAGGUAUUUC